AGUAUUCAAGUGCCCAUGGAUAAGAAAUGGCUUUCUGACCUGGCUUUCCUGGUGGACGUCACAGAGCUGCUCAAUGUUUUAAAUGUUCAGCUCCAGGAAAAAGACCAGAUUAUCACCCAGCUUUUUUAUCACGUCAGAGCCUUCAAACAAAAACUACUGCUGCUCAGAAGACAUCUCUCAGCAGGAAAUUUAGCCCAUUUUCCCUGUUUUAGAGAGGCAGGCAUGAUGAAAGAGAAGGUACCUGAGUAUGAUGCUGUUGUCAGCAACCUUUUCCAAGAGUUUGACAGUCGCUUUGAGGACUUCAGACACAGUGCUUCUGACUUUGAGUGGUUUGUUCAACCUUUCACCAUCAGUGUGGACACAGUCAGUGAUGAUCUACAGAUGGAACCAAUUGAGCUUCAGUGUGAGUCAGAACUCAAAACACAAGUUCAGGUCCCUUCCCUUGACAGACUUCUACAAAUGUGUCCCAGCAAACAGGUACCCAAAGAUGUGCAAACAGGCACAAGUGAUGCUGUCUCUGUUUGGCAGUACCUACCACUGUGAACAGACUUUCAGUCUGAUGAACUUAAACAAGUGUAAACUGAGAUGCAAAGUAACUGACUCUCACCUCCAUAAUAUCCUGACUUUGAUAGUAAGUCCACUGCAUCCCAAUUUGGAAAAAAAUUUGAAAAAUAAAGACCAGCUUCAUGUGUCACAUUAGAGAUCACUGAUGUUGCAGGCAUGUGGGCUGUAUUGGUUAUAGCUUGAAUAGUUGAAUUAGGUAUUGAACAUAUAGUAUAAUUAAAACAUAGAACCAAUCCCAUUUAUAAUACAAGUUUCAUUGAACUAUAGAACUCUGAAAAUAAAACUGCAUUAGUGAAGCAGAUACAGACUAACAUUUUCUAUUUAUUUUUUUGUAAAUAUUAUGAAAUGAUAAAGGCGAACCAUGGCAACUUUAAUUUUAAUAAUACAGUUUUUGGUAUAAUGCAACAUUUACUUUUGGCCCACAGCCCUCAAUCAAGUUAGAUUUUUGGCCCUUCACAGGAAAAAGUUUGGGCACCCCUGAUUUAGAAUGAUUAUGUGCUACUAGAAAACCAUUUAACUACUUCCUAUUGCUACAAUCUUAAUACGAAUAACUUUGUGUUGCUGAAGUCCCAUUUUGCAUUGCUCAGAUUAUACAACCUCCGAAACCGUGCUACAACCCUGUUUAGAUUUACUCAUCUCUGUAUUUAGCAGACUGCUAGAAUUACCCAAAAGCCUGAACAUCCGCGGGAGUGCAGCGCUUCAGAAGUCCCCCUCCCCCUCUCUCUCUCACACACACAGCGAGAGAGAAAGCG
Molecule: messenger RNA, 1316 nt
Organism: Ictalurus punctatus (channel catfish)
Lineage: Eukaryota; Metazoa; Chordata; Actinopteri; Siluriformes; Ictaluridae
Product: general transcription factor II-I repeat domain-containing protein 2A
Exons: 2
Coding region: 16-543 (175 amino acids)
Source: RefSeq, a predicted model, not a curated record